Molecule: messenger RNA, 1551 nt
Organism: Aspergillus pseudonomiae
Lineage: Eukaryota; Fungi; Ascomycota; Eurotiomycetes; Eurotiales; Aspergillaceae
Gene: pxr1
Product: telomerase inhibitor/ribosome biogenesis protein PXR1
Exons: 3
Coding region: 106-1026 (306 amino acids)
Molecular function (GO): nucleic acid binding
Source: RefSeq, a predicted model, not a curated record
UAUCAUUUCGUUGCUCCACCCAUUUGUUCUACACUUUUUUGUUGCUUGUUUCUAGGAUUUUGAGAUUAGGGAGACUUAUAUCAACCGUAAUAUUUAACGUUGCAAAUGGGUUUAGCAGCACCCCGCAAGAGGACGAAAAUCUCCCAUGAUCCAAACAAUACAAAUUGGUCCCGAUCAACUAGCGGUUAUGGCCACAAAAUUAUGAGCUCUCAGGGAUGGACUCCUGGCAGUUUUCUAGGUGCACGCAAUGCUGCUCAUGCUGAUAUGUUCACUGCCGCGAGCGCAUCUCAUAUCAGGGUUGUUGUGAAGGAUGAUACACUUGGCCUUGGGGCACGCUCCAAGCGUGACCCCCUCAAUGAACCUACUGGCCUUGAUGCCUUCAAAGGUUUACUAGGUCGCCUGAAUGGAAAAUCCGAUGCAGAUUUGGAAGCAGAACAAAAAAAGCGCGAAGAUGCGAAGAUAGCACGGUAUGCUGCAACAAAAUGGCAUACGGUCAGGUUCAUCAGCGGCGGUUUGUUGGCGCAAGAGAAGCUUGUUUCCCUCUCCCCUCCGAAGGAAACCCCAGGAGCUCAGCAUGGUUCACACCAAAACCAAGGUGGCCUCGAGUUGCAAAAAAGUGAGAAAGAUGCGAACACUUCCAUUGAAGAUAGUACAUUCCAGGCGCCUAGAGAGGAACAAGUCUCAUCUGUCCCUAUUAUGGAGGAGACCUCUAGGUCUAAGAGCAAGCGGUAUAGGAAAGACGAACAGAGAAAGAAGGAUAAAAAAGACAGGAAGACUAAGAAAAGGAAGCACAUGGAUGAGCCUAGCGCUACAAGCUCUGAAAUCCUGGAAAAUGUGAUUUUGGAAACUAGCCUAAAAGCUACUGUUACCGAAUCUCGAGAUGCAUCACCCCCAAUUGCCAAUGUUUCAUCAAAAGAACGCCGUCCGAUGGGGAGACAUGUUCUCAGAUGUCGACACAUUGCACAAAAGAAGAAAGCCCUCAUGGAUGACAGAUCUCUCAAUGAGAUAUUCAUGGUUAAAUCGUGAAUUACUUUUACAUUACAUGUCCCCUGGCUACAUGAUUUUGUCAAUUUAAGGACCAUGUGACACAUUGCCGCUCCGCCUUGUGGUCAUUCUAUACAGGAGAAUAUCCCGAUUCCCGUGCCAUUAGAGGAGGCUGAACAUCGCGAUGCACCGUAUUUAUAUACCCUUUUGUUCUUUUGAGAGAAUUAUGCAUCUGCAAUCGCGUUUAAGGACACAACGUUUUCUGGGUUGUUUAUGCAUAUAUAGAUCUCUAUCUUGGCUGAGAUAAACUAUUAUGAGAUGCUGUGCAUGGUUGGUCAACCCAAUAAUCUGCUCAGCACAUGAUACGAGCGUCUGGGACUAUGGGGUAUUGUCAGGAAGAUCAGCUAGCAUAAUAAGGCCAUCUCUGGCCAGGGAGUCUCUACAAUCAUUGGGAAGACGAUGAGCAGCUUUGGUUUUCGAAUGGCAUGGUAUUAUAUCCACGAGAAAGUAUGUAGUUAUUUAUAUGUCAGUUAAAUUUAUCAAUAGAUGCAUAUAAUAAAGUAGUCC